AAUGCAGCACACCACGCGAUUUACCCGGAAGCUGUGGUUCAUAUUAUUUGAAAUCGUGCAGUUUUUCCUACAGCAUCAACUGACUGGACCUGAGCGGUUCUGCGAGUCCAGGGUUCUGUUUGAAGCAUAUUUUGAGGCAAAUUAAACAUUCUGUUCUGUGAGUUUAGACUAAAGCUUAAAUCUACGAUCCCGACACUACUUUACAAUCCAAAAUAGGGUUCUUUUGUUAUUGGGUGAUAAUUGCCAUGAGUCCGUGAUUGAGCUUUUCUCCAGUUUGCAUCAAAUUGACGCCAGAAUGGCCACUGCCAAGAAAGCAUCGUCUAAGACAGGGGGGAUUCGUUUCGCAGAGGAUCCGGCUGCUGCCGCUCAGUCCCAUGUGCAUUUCGACGAGAAACUGCAUGACUCUGUCGUCAUGGUGAUGCCGGAGUCAAAUGGGAACUUCAUAGUUAAGGUGGGCUUCCUGAAAACACAGCACCGGUACGAGAUUGUGUUCACGCUGCCUGAGGUCCCAGAGCUUGGGAAAGACGUGUGUCCUGCACCUAUUCCAAACCCACACCUCCGCAUUACUAAUUUAACAGUAUCUUCAGAUGGUGGUCUCAGGGUGACUUGCGAAUAUGUGGCCCUUCAGGAGGGAGUGAUGUGCGAGGAGGUUCAGAUUCUUAGUGAGAGCAAAGAGGAUGUGUGUGUGAAGGUCAAGGUUCAUGCCCGUGUCAUGGAUCGCCAGCAUGGAACUCCCAUGCUACUGGAAGGCGUGCGGUGCAUAGGAGCAGAGCUGGAGUAUGACUCUGAACAGAGCGACUGGCAAGGAUUUGACUAAACUUCGAAACCUCAGACUUACUGAUCAGUGCUGCAUAUCUCUUAGGUGGGCGGAGAACAGAGUAUUCCAUUUUCUGGAAUUCUAUUGAUAGCAGCCCAACAAUCAAGAACCCAAGGGUAUUUUGUCUGUCACUGCUUUCUAUUCACAGCAUUUUAAACACAUUUUGGUUGUUAGCUUGUUUGCAUUGUUACAAUAGAAUGCAGGAAUGAUCUGUGGUUAAUUGUAGCUUUAUGUGAUUUUGGUCAUUUUGUUUCAGGUUUGAAAGAAAACAAUCAUACCCUGUUGUUUUCUGUCUAAAUUCCAGGUGUUAUAACCGAAUGUCACUUUUAAAUGGAAAAAGAUUAUAUGCGUUUUCUUUGAUGUUUGUUACUGCAUUAACACAAAUCUGAUCUAAUUACAACUGUUGUAAAGAGAAUUGAUGGAGGACUUAGCUUACUGUGAAUCCCCAUUAUUCAUAACACUAGGGGGCACUACUGAUCCCCAAAUAAAUUUUACACCAUAUAAACCUUGUUGGAAUUAUAAUUAACUGUAGAAUUUCAUCUACUGAAAUUGAUUUUUAAAAAAUUCUCAUCUUUUCUCAGAGAUUCUGAAAUUUUAGUCCACAUAUGUUGGUGUUCAUAAAAUUCUGCCCUAGUUAAUUUUGAUAAUAUCACGUAAAGGGCUGCUCAGAAUAGAUUACAUAAUUUUUCUUUUAUUUGUAAUUUUAGUUAUUUUGUAGAGCCAAAGUGCCUAAAAUUGUAUACUUAUAUGUUUUUUUCUCUUGAUGCCAGCAUGUCAUUUUGGAGCUAUUGUCAUAUUGAAUGUCUGAGCUUUACUCAAGCAUAAGGUUGUGUCUAUUAUUGGGUCCUUUUACUGUAUAUGUAAGAUCAUUGGAUCUCUGGAAUUGUACCUGUAAUAUGAAGAUUAUACCUUGGAAAUAUAAAUUGUAACUGUAUGAAAUAUUUUCCAUAUCAGAUGUACUUUUAUAGUUUCUCUUUGCAAAUAGUGUCAUUGGUUUGCCUGGCUGAGGAUUGUCUUAUUGUCGUUUUCUACUUAAAAUAAAGUUGACUGUUUGAUUUGAAAA
Messenger RNA from Paramisgurnus dabryanus, 1880 nucleotides. RefSeq names its product adipose secreted signaling protein b (gene adisspb). Lineage: Eukaryota; Metazoa; Chordata; Actinopteri; Cypriniformes; Cobitidae. The record is from RefSeq and is a predicted model, not a curated record.